This is a messenger RNA of Mustela lutreola (European mink), 2449 nucleotides long. RefSeq names its product transmembrane protein 233 (gene TMEM233). Lineage: Eukaryota; Metazoa; Chordata; Mammalia; Carnivora; Mustelidae. The transcript is spliced from 3 exons. The record is from RefSeq and is a predicted model, not a curated record. The coding region runs from base 113 to 442 and encodes 109 amino acids. Gene Ontology annotation, cellular component: membrane.
GUCACGUCUCCCUUGAGCCCUGAGCCACUGGCUUUUCAGAGCCUCACCAGGAGCCGGCAGCCUCAGUCCCAGACCGCGCGGACUCUGGGCUCCUCUGCCGCCGGCCUCGCCCAUGUCUCAGUACGACCCCAGCGCGGACUUCAAGAGGGCUCUGGAUAGCAGUCCAGAGGCCAACACCGAGGAUGACAAGACCGAGGAGGACGUGCCCAUGCCCAAGAACUACUUGUGGCUCGCCAUCGUCUCGUGUUUUUGCCCCGCGUACCCCAUCAACAUCGUGGCUUUCGUCUUCUCCAUUAUGUCUCUGAACAGCUACAACGAGGGAGACAUCGAGGGAUCCAAGCGGCUCGGGAGGAAUGCCAAGUGGGUGGCCAUCGCCUCCAUCAUUAUCGGCCUUCUCAUCAUCGGUAUUUCUUGCGCAGUUCAUUUCACAAGGAAAGCCUGAGAAGUCAGCAGUCUACUGCGAGCACGGAGGACAGACCUCAUCCACACACACACCCACAGGAGUUUCCAAGGAAUGGACCCUUGACUUCAAGACUGUGAGAUCUCCUCCUCCAGCAAUUUCCAGAGGCAGGUCCCUGGCAAAUGAACUUUGAAAAAAAGAAAAAGAAAAAGGAAAAAAUCUCCAAAAUGAAGGAAAACCAAGUAGUACUGCUAGAACAGCCAGUCAUUGAUUAGAAAAAGAAAAGAAAAACUCAAGUCUCACUCUCUGAGUUUAGUGAAAGCCUCUGUGUCCAUUCCUCUCUGCAGAGAUGAGCCUCGGGAAAUCUCAGUAUUCUAAUGGGGGGGGGGGGCACAGGGGGUCCAGAUCUGGCGGGAGGCAGGAGGUCCUAGGAAGAACAACGGGUACCGGUGUCUGCGAAGUCGGGCACAAACACUUGCAGCAUGUUUCAAGUUGUCCGACAGAGUGGAAUCUGUGCUUUUGUUUUUCCUUUUAUUUUUGCCUGUUGGAUCUAGUGGGUCCUCCUCCCCAUCAGCUGCUCCCCGCCACAACCCCCAGAGUUCAAUCGCUCCCCAAAGAAACCAAGGAAAGGGCUUUUUGGCCUUUUGUCCUGACCUCGAUCUUCCUACAGUCCCCUCCCUUGCUUGCAUCCACCUCUGUUCCCUCACUUCACUUAAAGAUUCUGUGAAUGUACUUCAUGGUCAAUUCUAGGUAUAGGAAAACCUUUCCCUUUCCCAGUUUUGGGAAUAAACUGGCUGUGUUUUAGGAAUGUGCUUUUUUCAAUCUCUUUCUCUCUCUCUCUCUUUUUAACAAGUCUCAAACACGAUCUUUGAUUUUCCCGGAUGCCAACCUGGAAAUGCCAUGCACUGUAUUUCCUUUUUGUCAAAGGUAACCCCUUCAGGUGUGAUCGUACUGGUUUAAUGAUGCCAUUAUUCUGCCCGCCAAAACACGCCAACCCAGAGUUUCACAGAACGCAAGGCAUAUAGCUAGUGGUACUCAAGAUAAUUUUCAAGACAGUUCUAAGACCCAACAUUAAGUGAUACCAAUUGCAAAGUAUGUUUCCCCUUUCCUAGUCUUGUCCAAUGCUGAUUACACCAAAGAGAAAACUUCCAUUUAGUGCUCGUGGGUCCUCAACACCUUUCCAUGACUUUAGCUCUUUUCCCUUCUUCAUAAAGAAAGAGCAGGCCUCAGGUUCAAAGUCGAGAUAGAACUUAAGAACAUAGUCGUGUUUUCGUUGUAUUUCUUUUAUUAAUCGCCUUCUAUUUACCGUUUCCCCAUAGGGAUGGGAUCUGUUGUUUCUGUUCAAAUACACUUACUUAAGGAAAAUAAGUGUACUCAAAGAAUAUAUCAAGGAGUUAACACAACGGGUGAUAUGUAUACAUGGCAAAAAUAACUUCAAGAACUCAUAUAGAAACACAGUGGUAAUGAACUUUCCUAAGCAAGAAAAUGGCAGCUUAUUCUAAGGAAUAAACAGAGGCUGAGAAAACACUUGCAUCUCGAUGCCUUUUUGCCACUAACUUGCUAUGUAAGCUGAUUUUAGGCAAGUUUCUUAGCCUCUCUGUGCCUCGAGUUUCUUCACCUGGAAAUGGACAUAAAAACACCUGCCUACAUACCUCAGAGCGUUGUUACGAGAAUGAAUCAUCGUCAUCGAUGGGAAUGCCCCUGGAGGGAGAUUCUAAGUGCUAUCCAAAUACAAAGCAUUGUUCUUAGAUUACUAUAAAUCUCAGGCUGUUUGUUAAAACCCUGGACCCUAGCAAAACAAUCAACGUUGAUGGAUGUCAGAUACCGUCUGUCCCUUCACCUGGAUGUCUGCCAUGAGCCAGCACUUGUCCCAGGAGGAAAUGGAAUCAGGGCCAUGAAUCUCUCAGCACGCAGGGACCCCAGCCUCAUUCCAGUGUAUUGGGUCCUGAUUUGUUUCAGACACCUCGGUUCUUGUCUGUUUGUGUUUGGGUCCCUGAUCUUUUACCCAACUCAAAUGAGAAGCGUUGCUGAGAGGCAGAAUAAAAAUGG